GCUACACAAUUUUGCAAGAGCAGCUACAACAAAACUUUCCCUCGUCGCCGACUUUGUAAUCUGACGCGCCGCUGAGAAACCCUAGUUCGCUUGUCCUAAGUUAUCUUCACUAAAUUAAAAGGAGAAGAAAGCGAAAAAUGUCGACGGCGUUGACGGAGGAAGAUAUCAAGAGGUUGUACAGAAUAAGGAAAACAGUGAUGGAGAUGUUAAAGGACAGGAAUUACUUGGUUGGAGAAUUCGAGUUGGAGAUGGAUAGAAGGCAGUUUAUUCAAAAGUAUGGAGAUAACAUGAAACGUGAAGAUCUCGUCAUCAGCAAAUCCUUGAAGAACGAUAGCUCCGAACAGAUCUAUGUCUUCUUCCCCGAUGAAGCAAAAGUUGGAGUCAAGACAAUAAAAAAUUACAUAAACCGAAUGAAAUCAGAGAAUGUCACCCGAGGAAUCCUGGUUGUGCAACAAAAUCUCACUCCAUUUGCCAGAACUUGCAUUAGUGAAAUAUCUGCUAAAUUUCAUUUAGAGGUUUUUCAGGAAGCAGAGUUGCUAGUGAAUGUAAAAAACCAUGUUCUAGUUCCAGAGCAUCAAGUUCUUGCUAAUGAAGAGAAGAAAACAUUGCUUGAGAGAUACACAGUAAAAGAAACACAGUUGCCUCGAAUUCAAGUGACAGAUCCAGUUGCUAGAUAUUAUGGGCUAAAACGUGGGCAGGUUGUGAAAAUCAUUAGACCAAUCUUCGACCAUUUUCUUGCCCUAAAUCAUAUCGUGUUUCGUGUAUGGUGUAUCCGUAUCUCCCCCUCAAACGAUCGGUCGAUCGGACCCUCUUCUUCUUCUAGUCUCUCCGACAGCCUGACUCCCGAAUUCCCGAUCUCCCCCACCGUCGACACCCGAUACUCCGCUGGAUUGGUGACUGGUGAAGCGUAUCCGUAUCUCCCCUUCAAACGAUCCAAAGGUCGUGCCGUGCUGCGAGAUGAAAAGUACUGCGCGUGUGCUGCGCCACGCAGCAAUAAGAGGAAAGUUAUGGCAGAUACUAAUAACACCAAUCCUUUGGAUGUUAAUGAUGGAAGUGAUGAUUCAGUUGAAGAAAUUGGCCCAGAAAGUUUAUCACAAGGUGUUGAGAGUACUUCCACAAAGAAAAGGAAAAAAAGGAAAAAAACUUCAGAUGUUUGGAGAAGUUUUGAAAUGCUACCACAAAAACCAAAUGAGCCCUUGUAUUGUAAGUGCAAAAAAUGUGGGACAAAAUAUCAGGCAGAAAGCAAAAAUGGAACAGGUUCAUCACAAUUGAAGAGGGUUGAGGAGGCACUUUUUUCACUUUUUGAUGAAUACAUGCAAGCUUCUCGAGAAAGUAGUGAUGGAAAUGUUGAAGGUGGUAGUGGUAGUGGCGACUUUAAUUCUCGACAAACUAGUGUUGGAAAUGUUGGAGGAGGCUCUAAUCAUAGUAUUCUUGAGGAGUUUGAUGAAUACGAUAAUGAUGAUAUGGAUUCGACCAAAAAAAGUCAAUUGCAAGUAUAUCUUCUUGAGCCAAGAACUAAAAGAACUUCUUCCAUUAACAUACUUGAGUUUUGGCAAUCCCAACAGUAUAGGUAUCCAGAAUUAGCUAAAUUAGCUAUGGAUAUACUUUGUGUUCCCGUUUCAACAGUAGCAUCUGAAUCAACUUUUAGCCUUGGUGGAAGAGUUUUGAAUGAGUAUCGAAGUUCCAUGAAGCCUGGCAUUGUUGAAGCUGUAAUUUGUAGUAGGGAUUGGUUGUUUGGAGUAAAAGUUGAUACUCAUGUUGAUGUCGAUAAACUAACUCAAAACGUCAUGGAUAUGAACAUCGCCGAAGACAACACAGAGUGUUUACAAUGGUUUUGGAUUAGAACCGACAAUAAGAACAUCAAAACACAAAAUCAGAUAAAUAAAAACAGGAUUUUGAAAUUGGAAAUCAGAAAUUACCUAGUCUCAGUGGUCGUUGUAAUUGAAUGGCGUGUACGAUGGGUUUUGUUGUUGCCAGAUGAAGCGACCAUGGCAGUGGCGGUGCCAGGCGGUAGGUUGGUAUCUAUCGGUCCUAACAGCCUCCCCCGACACAAUGUGACAACGAAACCACCAUGGUUUCUCCAUCUGGGUUUGCUGCGGGAGAAACGAAACAGAAGAAGAAGAAGUGGAGGAGCCCGUCGGAAAUCUUUUCUUCCAACUGAUCGAACCCUGUCGCAUCCACAUCUUCAUCUUCCGUCGAGAAAAGCUCCACUGAAGACCCCCUCUGCGUCACCGCUAUUGGACGGAACAAAAUCGAUAGGUGGGUCUUAUUGGGCGAUGUUGGCAGUUGAGGACACGUAG
Molecule: messenger RNA, 2300 nt
Organism: Lactuca saligna
Lineage: Eukaryota; Viridiplantae; Streptophyta; Magnoliopsida; Asterales; Asteraceae
Source: the annotation of a GenBank genome assembly